GAGAGUGCGGCGGCGGAGCGCCUGGCCGCGGCGAUGGAGGAGCUGAGGCGGGCAGGGUGGUACUGGGGCAAUAUGAAUGUUGCUGAAGCCAAAGAAAGAUUACAAGAUACACCUGAAGGUACUUUCUUGGUUAGAGACAGCUCACAUUCGGAGUACCUACUGACUAUUUCAGUAAAAACAUCAGCUGGACCAACCAAUCUGCGUAUUGAGUAUCAAAAUGGCAAAUUCAGACUGGAUUCCAUCAUAUGUGUCAGAUCUAGGCUUAAACAGUUUGAUAGUGUGGUUGAUCUGAUUGAAUACUAUGUUCUUACAUGCAAGGAUAGAAAAACCGGGCCUGAAACUCCACCAAAUGGAACAGUGCAUCUUUAUUUGAACAAACCCCUCUAUACUUCAACUCCAUCUCUGCAACAUCGCUGUAGAAUAACUAUAAACAAAUGUACAAGUAAGAUCUGGGAACUGCCUUUACCAACAAGAUUAAAAGAGUACUUGAAAGAGUAUCAAUACCAGGUAUAAAUAUCUUUUCUGAAUGUCUCUUUUAGAAUAACUUUGAAUGCAACUUUUAAGAUCACCCAAAGAACUGAGUAUCCAGCUGUACAAUUCACCAUGGCAUUUAUUAUCAAAUGGGGUCAGUUUAGGGGAGAAGACAGGUUGGAUUUAAAAUGCCUCCAAACAAGCCUUUCCAAAUCCUAUUUUUGGUGAGUGGAGGCUGCAGUCUCUCUAAUAAGGUAUGUUGGUAUCAUACUAACUUGUGAAGAUUUGGGAUGCUGACCAGAAUGUAGUCUUGUAUUUGAAGAAAAAGGUGUAAAGCACUGUAAUGGCUGCCAAGUAAUAUCUGAAAGGGUGAUCUACAGCAGCAGUGCACAACCUGUGGGUCAUGACUCCCUUGGGGGUCGCGGCUGUCUUCCUGGGAGGGGUCGUAGCACCAGGCUGGCCACCAUUUUCUUUUCCUGGCUCAGUGCCUGAUGUGUACACAGUGGAAGCAGGGGAAGCAGACUGGCACUUUAAAUUAAAGGGCCGCAACAAAAUAUUCUUGGUGCUUUUUUUUUUUUUCUCUCAAACAUUUUCCUGGCACUAGGGGUCGCAAAAUAAAAAAGAUUGAACACCACUGAUCUACAGGAUGUGGAAGAGACUGCAGCUUUACAUGGGAGAGGUCAAAUAAUAAGUAGGACUAGUUUGGUGCUGAUGCUAGUAUACUUUUGCAAUGUUAAGUGGCUUGGGCUUGUGACUCUUACCAAACUUAUGCAACUACUCAACAAAGUAAAAAUUAUUAACAUUUUAUUCUGUAUUGAACCAUAAUCUUGAGGGGAAGGGGGUUAUAUGUUUUGCACAGAGUAGUACUGCAGUAAUCAAAUUAAAAGCCUUAUUUCCAAAAGCUUUUAAAAUUGGAAUGAAGGGAAUACAAUUCAGUGUGUUACUGAGGUACCAGCCUCUUCGUUGAUGUUUUAACAUCUUCCCUUGUUACUAUUUAGCCUCUGUUGGGUGAGGCCAUAGACUCUCUACAGUGCAGCUCUGCUGUUGCUCAGUUCUGAUAUCUCAGCAUGAAAACCAGCAGUUAUGGCUACCUUCUACAAUGUAGAAGUCUUUUUUCAAUUUUUCCUCUAGAAUUAUGGGAAAGUUGAUUUAUUUACUGCUGUAGCUGUCAAACUUCAGACCUUAUUCAAUAAAGUGAAUCUAAUUGCA
Molecule: messenger RNA, 1680 nt
Organism: Pelodiscus sinensis (Chinese soft-shelled turtle)
Lineage: Eukaryota; Metazoa; Chordata; Testudines; Trionychidae
Source: RefSeq, a predicted model, not a curated record